Molecule: messenger RNA, 7804 nt
Organism: Drosophila obscura
Lineage: Eukaryota; Metazoa; Arthropoda; Insecta; Diptera; Drosophilidae
Gene: na
Product: sodium leak channel non-selective protein
Exons: 17
Coding region: 191-6988 (2265 amino acids)
Biological process (GO): monoatomic ion transport; transmembrane transport
Cellular component (GO): membrane
Molecular function (GO): monoatomic cation channel activity
Source: RefSeq, a predicted model, not a curated record
CCCCCACAUACAGUCACCAUACUUCAGUCCAUACAUAAAUCUAAAACGUUCGGAGCGACACACGGGCACAUCCAAACGGCAACAAAAAAACAAAAAAAAAAAAAACGGGGCUACAAGGGCCAUCCGCCACAUACGCGAAAACGACAAUAAUAAGUUACGGACCGACCAGGGGGCAGGAUGCGCCGCUUGAAUGAUUGACCGCCUUCAGAUUCGUCGCUUGGGUGCAGCUGCUAGAAACAAACGCGCAGGAGGAGGAGGAGGCGGUGCAGGGCCGGGCGUAGCAGCAGCAGCAGCCGGAGCAGCAGCAGCAGGAGCAGCAGGUGCAUCUGGUUCAGCAGCAGCAGCAGCAGCAGCAGCAGGAACAGCAGGUGGCAGCGGCGGAGGAGGCAUCGCCACCAGCAGUAGCGGCGGCGUCGGCGUCGGCGGCGGCGGCGGCAGCUUCCAUUCCCGUUCGCAUUCGGCCAGCGGUAUUAAUACGCCGGCAACGGCCAGCACCAGCUCCUCCAGCGGCAACAGCUUGACCCCCCAGCAGCAGCAACAGCAGCAACAGCAGCAGCACCCAGCACACGCUCAUCCACUAACCCAUCCGCACCACCAUCCACACCCGCAUCCACAUCCACAUCAUCAUCCGCAUCCACAUCCACAUCCUUUGCAUUCGCAUCCCCACCAGCAGCAUCCGCAUCCCCAUCCGCAUCCGCAUCCCCAUCCCCAUCCACACCUGCGGCACACGCAGCAGGCGGCGACCGGCAGCCAGUUCACCUUCAAUCCCUCGCCCGGCAGCAGUCCUGGCAACGGACUGCCAGGAGCUCGCCAGGAUGCGGCCAGCGCGCUCAACAGUCCAACGACCAUUGUGAACUCGGGCAGCGGGAGCGGCGGCGGCAGCAGCACCCUCGCCUACGGGAUGCAGCAGCCGCUGCAGCAGCAGCAGCAGCAGGCCGGCGGCUCAUCGACCACGGCGGCCCCAUCCACCACGGGGCUGGGCAGCAGCCAGGCCGCCAUCAGUGGGCACAAUAAUGGCGCCGGACUCGGUAUGGGUCUCGGUAUGGGGCCGGCCGCCGGAGGAGUCGGAGUCGUUGGCGGCGGCAGCGGCGGCGGCGGCGGUGGCGGUGGCCUCAAUCUGCUCGGCGGCAUCGGUGGCCUUGGCGGCAUGGGUGUGGGCAUGGGCGGCAGUGCCGCCGCCGCCGGCCUGGGCAUCUGCGGUGGCAUUAGCAGCACCGUCGGCAGUGCGGCCAUUACGGGAGUGCCGCCCAUCGGCCUGGGCAUUGCGACCGGCAUUGGUAACAAGAUAAUGCUGGGACGCAAACAGAGCCUCAAGGGCGGCGAGCCCUUCCUGGCCGACUACGGGCCGGAGGAGUCACUCAAUGAGAGCGCCGACAUUGAGUGGGUCAACAAGCUGUGGGUGCGCCGCCUGAUGCGUCUCUGUGCCUUGGUCUCGCUGACCUCCGUAUCCCUAAACACGCCCAAAACCUUCGAGCGUUACCCGUCGCUGCAGUACAUCACAUUCUGCUCGGACACGGCCGUCACGCUGCUCUUCACCGCCGAAAUGAUAGCCAAAAUGCACAUACGAGGUGUGCUCCAUGGUGAGGUGCCUUAUCUGAAGGAUCAUUGGUGCCAGUUUGAUGCUUCCAUGGUGAGCUUCCUGUGGAUCUCCAUUAUACUGCAGAUCUUCGAGGUGCUCGAGAUAGUUCCCAAGUUUUCCUACCUCUCCAUUAUGCGUGCCCCACGGCCACUGAUAAUGAUCCGCUUUCUGCGUGUCUUCCUUAAGUUUAGCAUGCCCAAGAGUCGAAUCAACCAGAUCUUCAAACGAUCGAGCCAACAGAUAUAUAAUGUAACGCUAUUCUUCCUGUUCUUCAUGUCCCUCUAUGGACUGCUGGGCGUUCAGUUCUUUGGCGAACUGAAAAAUCACUGUGUGAUGAACAAUACGGAAAAUGAUCUGCUGGGCAGACCAGUUUUGACCAUCAAUUCGCUGGCCAUACCGGAUACAUUUUGUUCAAUGGAUCCGGACUCGGGCUAUCAAUGCUCGCCGGGUAUGCGGUGCAUGAAAAUGGAUUUCCUUAGCAGCUAUGUGAUUGGAUUCAAUGGUUUCGAGGAUAUUGCCACAAGCAUCUUUACGGUGUAUCAGGCAGCCUCGCAGGAGGGCUGGGUGUUCAUCAUGUACCGGGCCAUCGACUCGCUGCCAGCCUGGCGGGCAGCCUUUUACUUUAGCACAAUGAUCUUCUUUCUGGCGUGGCUGGUGAAGAACGUGUUCAUAGCCGUCAUCACGGAGACCUUCAACGAGAUACGUGUGCAAUUCCAGCAGAUGUGGGGCGCCCGCGGACACAUCCAGAAGACAGCCGCCUCACAGAUACUCAGCGGCAAUGACUCCGGCUGGCGUCUGGUUACCAUCGAUGAUAAUAAGCAUGGCGGGCUGGCGCCCGAGACAUGCCAUGCCAUACUGCGAUCGCCGUACUUUCGCAUGCUCGUGAUGACUGUGAUCCUGGCCAAUGGCAUUGUGACGGCCACCAUGACGUUCAAGCACGAUGGACGGCCGCGAUCGGUGUUCUAUGAGCGCUACUACUACAUCGAGCUGGUGUUCACCUGCCUGCUCGACCUGGAGACCCUAUUCAAGAUCUAUUGCCUGGGCUGGCGGGGCUACUACAAGCAUUCGAUACACAAAUUUGAGCUGCUGCUGGCGGCGGGCACCACGCUGCAUAUUGUGCCCAUGUUCUAUCCGUCCGGACUGACAUAUUUUCAGGUGCUGCGCGUGGUGCGCCUGAUCAAGGCCUCGCCGAUGCUGGAGGGUUUCGUCUACAAGAUCUUUGGGCCGGGCAAGAAGCUCGGCUCGCUGAUUAUCUUCACCAUGUGCCUGCUGAUCAUCAGCUCCAGCAUUUCGAUGCAGCUGUUUUGCUUCCUGUGCGACUUUACCAAAUUCGAGUCGUUCCCGGAGGCGUUCAUGAGCAUGUUCCAGAUCCUCACCCAGGAGGCCUGGGUGGAGGUUAUGGACGAGACAAUGAUACGCACCAGCAAGACCCUAACGCCGCUGGUCGCCGUCUACUUUAUACUGUACCAUCUGUUUGUCACCCUCAUUGUGCUCAGUCUGUUCGUGGCGGUUAUUUUGGAUAAUUUGGAACUGGACGAGGACAUCAAGAAGCUGAAGCAGCUCAAAUUUCGUGAACAAAGCGCCGAAAUCAAGGAGACGCUGCCCUUUCGCUUGCGCAUCUUCGAAAAGUUUCCAGACUCACCGCAAAUGACGAUAUUGCAUCGCAUACCCAAUGAUUUUAUGCUGCCGAAGGUACGUGAGAGUUUCAUGAAGCAUUUCGUUAUCGAACUGGAAACGGAGGAUCCAUCGCUGGUGGAGAGCUGCAAGCGGCCCAUGUCCGAGUGCUGGGAAUCGAAUGUGGUCUUUCGCAAACAGAAGCCCGUCCGCAUAAUGAAUAAAACGGCGAAGGUAAGGGCUGCCGGCAGCAGUCUACGCAAGCUGGCCAUUACGCAUAUCAUCAAUGACAGCAAUAAUCAGCGCUUGAUGCUCGGCGACUCGGCCAUGCUGCCUGUGGUUGGCACCAAGGGUGGCGGUGGCCUCAAAUCGCAGGGCACCAUCACCCACUCAAAGCCGUGGCGUGUCGAUCAAAAGAAAUUCGGCUCACGUUCCAUACGUCGCAGCGUGCGCUCGGGCUCCAUCAAGCUGAAGCAAACGUACGAGCAUCUGAUGGAGAAUGGAGAUAUAGCGGCCGCGCCAAGGGCCAAUUCGGGUCGGGCGCGGCCACACGACUUGGACAUUAAGCUGCUGCAGGCAAAGCGACAGCAGGCGGAGAUGCGACGCAAUCAGCGUGAGGAGGAUCUACGGGAGAAUCAUCCGUUUUUCGAUACGCCGCUGUUUCUGGUGCCGCGUGAGAGUCGCUUUCGCAAGAUAUGCCAGAGGAUUGUGCAUGCGCGCUACGAUGCACGGCUAAAGGAUCCGCUGACGGGCAAGGAGCGCAAGGUUCAGUACAAGAGUUUGCACAACUUUCUGGGCCUGGUCACGUACCUGGACUGGGUGAUGAUAUUCGCCACAACACUCUCCUGCAUCUCGAUGAUGUUUGAGACGCCCAACUAUCGGGUGAUGGAUCAUCCAACGCUGCAGAUAGCCGAAUAUGGCUUUGUUAUAUUUAUGAGUCUUGAGCUGGCACUCAAGAUACUCGCCGAUGGUUUAUUCUUUACGCCCAAGGCAUAUAUCAAGGAUGUGGCAGCGGCACUCGAUGUGUUCAUCUAUGUGGUAUCGACAUCGUUUCUAUGCUGGAUGCCACUCAAUAUACCAACAAAUUCGGCAGCACAGCUACUCAUGAUCCUGCGCUGUGUGCGUCCCCUGAGGAUAUUCACCCUGGUGCCGCACAUGCGCAAGGUCGUCUAUGAGCUGUGUCGCGGCUUCAAGGAGAUACUAUUGGUAUCCACGCUGCUCAUACUGCUCAUGUUCAUCUUUGCCAGCUAUGGGGUGCAGCUAUAUGGCGGCCGGCUGGCCCGCUGCAACGAUCCCACAAUACCGAGGCGUGAGGAUUGUGUUGGCGUAUUCAUGCGCAGAGUUUUUGUUACGAAAAUGAAGCUGACACCGGGUCCCGAUGAGUCCUAUCCGGCGAUGCUGGUGCCCCGGGUCUGGGCCAAUCCCCGGCGCUUCAAUUUCGACAAUAUCGGUGAUGCCAUGCUGACUCUCUUCGAGGUGCUCUCCUUCAAGGGUUGGCUGGAUGUGCGCGAUGUGCUCAUCAAGGCUGUGGGUCCGGUCCAUGCCGUCUACAUUCACAUAUACAUUUUCUUGGGCUGCAUGAUUGGCCUGACGCUGUUCGUGGGCGUGGUCAUUGCCAAUUAUUCGGAGAACAAGGGCACUGCUCUGCUCACCGUCGACCAGCGACGCUGGUGUGACCUCAAGAAGCGACUGAAGAUUGCCCAGCCGUUGCACUUGCCGCCGCGACCCGAUGGACGCAAGAUACGUGCCUUCACCUAUGACAUAACGCAGCACAUCAUCUUCAAGCGUGUGAUUGCUGUGGUGGUGCUGAUCAACAGCAUGCUGCUGUCCAUAACGUGGAUCAAGGGCGAGGUGCAUACGGAACGUCUGGUGAUCGUCAGUGCGGUAUUGACCAUUGUCUUUGUGGUUGAGGUGGUGAUGAAGAACAUUGCCUUUACACCGCGCGGCUAUUGGCAAUCGAGGCGCAAUCGCUAUGAUCUGCUCGUCACCGUUGCUGGCGUCAUUUGGAUUAUAUUACAAACGAUAUUGAGGAAUGAUUUGUCGUACUUCUUUGGCUUUAUGGUGGUCAUUUUGCGCUUCUUCACCAUCACCGGCAAGCACACCACACUGAAGAUGCUCAUGUUGACCGUGGGCGUGUCUGUAUGCAAGUCCUUCUUCAUUAUAUUUGGCAUGUUUCUGCUGGUAUUCUUCUAUGCGCUGGCAGGGACCAUACUCUUUGGCACCGUGAAGUAUGGCGAGGGCAUUGGCAGGCGUGCUAAUUUCGGCUCACCGGUGACCGGUGUGGCGAUGCUCUUUCGCAUUGUCACUGGCGAGGAUUGGAAUAAAAUCAUGCACGACUGCAUGGUACAGCCGCCAUACUGUACGCUGGGCAAUAACUAUUGGGAAACGGAUUGUGGCAAUUUCACCGCCAGCCUAAUAUACUUUUGCACCUUCUACGUGAUCAUUACGUACAUUGUGCUCAAUCUUUUAGUGGCCAUUAUCAUGGAGAACUUCUCGCUGUUCUAUUCGAAUGAGGAGGAUGCCCUGCUCUCGUAUGCGGAUAUAAGAAAUUUUCAGAAUACCUGGAACAUUGUCGAUAUACAUCAGCGGGGCGUGAUACCAGUGCGGCGUGUUAAAUUUAUAUUGCGACUGCUCAAGGGACGACUCGAAUGUGAUCCGCAAAAGGAUCGCCUGCUGUUCAAGUACAUGUGCUAUGAGCUGGACAAGCUGCACAAUGGCGAGGAUGUCACCUUUCACGAUGUCAUCAACAUGCUAAGCUAUCGCUCGGUGGACAUACGCAAGGCACUGCAGCUGGAGGAGCUGUUGGCGCGCGAGGAGUUCGAGUACCUGGUGGAGGAGGAGGUGGCCAAAAUGACCAUACGCACCUGGCUGGAGGGCUGCCUCAAAAAGAUUAGGGCCCAAAAUGCAAGCAAGCAACAAAACUCACUGAUUGCCGGUCUGAGGGCGACCAAUGAGCAGCCGGUGAUGCGGCCGAAUGUGCAGGAGGAUAAGGCGCCCAUUGGAGCGGCGGAUAAGUCGGCCAUUAGCACAAUCAGCGGCGCUGUUGCCGGCACCUGUCCGCCAACCAGCGAUGCCUUCUCGCCCACCUUCAGUUCGACGGAGAAUGAGGAGAAGGAUGGCAGCAGCAGUGUCGUGGCCCUGUCACACUCCGAGCCCAUUGCGGUGGCGGUGGCGGUGGCGGCCCCAGUGCCACAGUCGGCCGCACGUCAUGCGAUGGCGGUGGGCAAGCGUGCCUAUGCCCUCAAUCGUUCCGAUUCGACGGGCAGUUCGGCGGGCCGCAAAUUCCUGGCGCCCACCUCCAGUGAUCCGCAGCAGCGAUCGACGCUCAGCGACAAGGAGCGGCUGCAUAUCAGCAGUCAGCAGCGCAAGAAGAACUCGAUGACCACGCUGCCACAUGCGGGCCAGCUGGGCCAGCUGGGCGGCAAGCAACGUGGCGGGCUUGGUGGCGGCGAUGCGGCCAGCAAGUCGGCCAGUUUCUUUGCCCAGAUGAAUAGCGAAAUGGGCCAGUUCCACUAUCCGACAAUAAACGCUGCAGCCGCCUACGGCCAUGGCCUCGAUCAGCAUCAGCAUCAGCAUCAUUAUCAUCAGCAGCAGCAGCAUCAGCAGCAUCAGCAUCAGUAUCAUCAUCAUGGUGGCGGUGCCAUCGGCAGUCCCUCGGCCAUGAUGAGCCAAAUGAUCGGCGGCAGUGGUGGCAAGCUGUUGCCAUUCAACAAUCAGGCGAAUGCCGUCUACGAGGUGCACGACUGGUGGCAGGAGCAGGUACUCUGCACCCAAACCAGCGACGAUGAGAUCUAGCCAAUUGCGGUAGGGUAGGGGGGGGGGGGCCGAUAUCCGGCAGCUGGAUAAGAUCGUGUAGUCCAAUCCCGGAGCCUAUUAACAUUAUAAACUAGUGGCCUAGAGUUUUAUAUAUAUACAGAAUAGAAACACAAAUGAAAAUGCCUAAAUGUAAGGAAGUAUCCGAGGCCUGAGAACGGUUAACACUUUACCAUUAAUUACGAUUAUAUAGCUGAUAGCGGGUAUAGCGGAUAUAUAUACAUAUAUAUAUAGUGUGGAAGAAGACAUGGCAGACAAACAAAACAAAAAAACAAAACAAAAAAAAACAAAAACAAAAAACAAAACCCACAAUUAGUUUCCAUGUUCUGUUGUUGUUUGUGCGCUAGAAUGGAUCAGUCUUUGUUAUAGCUUAAAUAUAUACAAAGAGAUAUACAACAUACAUAUAUAUGUAUAUAAAUAUAUAUUAUAUAUAUAUAGCAAUAUAUGCGCAAAAAAGGAUGCAAAGUAUGAGGGUUAUAGUGCAAAUUUAUAUAGCGAGCGAGCGAGCGAACGAAGGCAUAGAAUUUUGUCAACAAGCCAAACUAAAAAUAAAAAAAAUAACAAAACAAAACAAAACAAAAACAAAAACCAAAAACAAUUCACUAAAAUUAAAACUAAAACUCUUAUAUAGAAAAUCAAUAACCCCUCGCCCCACCCCACCCCCAUUCCAAGGAUGCCAAUAUUUAUACUAAAAAAAUACUAGAUUCUAGAUAGACAAGAACAAAAAAGAAAAAGAAAAGAAAAACAAAACAAACGAACAUAUGCCGUGCACGCUCGAAAGGGUGAACACAAACAAAA